This is a messenger RNA of Pogoniulus pusillus (Red-fronted tinkerbird), 5697 nucleotides long. It is a transcript of the gene IKZF5, whose product is annotated as IKAROS family zinc finger 5. Gene Ontology annotation, biological process: regulation of transcription by RNA polymerase II. Gene Ontology annotation, molecular function: RNA polymerase II cis-regulatory region sequence-specific DNA binding; DNA-binding transcription factor activity. The record is from RefSeq and is a predicted model, not a curated record. Bases 270 to 1529 code for a protein of 419 amino acids. The transcript has 6 exons. NCBI's taxonomy places the organism in Eukaryota, Metazoa, Chordata, Aves, Piciformes, Lybiidae.
GAGCACGGCAGACAUGGCGGCGGGCGGAGGGGAGGGGAGCGCUGCGGUGCGGCGCCGGUGGCGGAAACACCAACAAAUGGAACACAAAUUGACUUAAGCCUGCAGAAGGCUGGUGAUACUUGAAAAGAGGGUAGGCAAAAUUGGGCAAGUCUAGGAGCUGUGCUGUGUGUUUUCUGUCUGACCUGGUGGGAGCACAUUUUGGAGCAUGUUUGCUACUUAGCAGGGGACUGAAAUUCAGGCACGAGAGGCUGUAAACUCCAGGAGUGAAUAUGGGUGAGAAGAAGCCAGAACCUCUGGACUUUGUGAAGGACUUCCAGGAGUAUCUCACGCAGCAGACCCACCAUGUGAAUAUGAUUUCUGGAUCAGUCAGCGGAGACAAGGAGGCAGAGCCUCUUCAGGGAGCUGGGACAGAAGGUGAUCAGAAUGGUCUGGAUCAUCCUUCUGUUGAAGUCUCACUGGAUGAAAACUCAGGAAUGCUAGUGGAUGGGUUUGAAAGGACCUUCGAUGGGAAGCUGAAGUGUCGGUACUGCAACUAUGCCAGCAAAGGGACAGCACGGCUGAUAGAGCACAUCAGAAUCCACACAGGUGAGAAGCCACACAGAUGCCACUUGUGCCCCUUUGCCUCAGCUUAUGAACGUCACCUGGAGGCCCACAUGCGCUCCCACACGGGCGAGAAGCCCUACAAGUGCGAGCUGUGCUCCUUCCGCUGCAGCGACAGGAGCAACUUGUCUCACCACCGCCGCCGCAAGCACAAGAUGGUGCCCGCCAAGGGCACGAGGGCUUCCCUCAGCAGCAAGAAGAUGUGGGGCGUGUUGCAGAAGAAGACCAGCAACUUGAGCUACAGCAGGAGGGCGUUAAUUAACUUGAGCCCACCUUCCAUGGUGGUUCAGAAGCCAGACUACCUGAACGACUUCACUCACGAGAUCCCCAGUAUCCAGCCCGAGGCGUACGACAGCAUGGGCAAGCCGGCCCAGAGCAGCGGGCUGCCGAGGGACACGCAGGACCUCAUGGUGGAUAACCCUCUCAACCAGCUCUCUACCCUGGCUGGACAGUUGUCUAGCUUGCCCCCCGAAACCCAAACCCCAGCCUCUCCCGACGCCGUGUCCUGCCAAGAUGAGAAGCCUUUCAUGAUCCAGCAGCCCGCGGCGCCCGCCGUGGUCUCGGCCGUGUCAGCGAGCGUGCCCCAGAGCUCCUCUCCCACCAGCCCCGACCCGCGGCCCGCGCACAGCCAGAGGAACUACAGCCCCGUGGCAGGCCCCAGCAGCGACCGCAGCGCCCACACCAGCACACCCAGCAUCAGCAACAGUCAGCCCAGCACUCCGGCUCCCACCCUCCCGGUGCAGGACCCUCAGCUCCUGCAUCACUGCCAGCACUGUGACAUGUACUUUGCAGACAACAUCCUCUACACUAUCCACAUGGGCUGCCACGGCUUUGAGAAUCCUUUCCAGUGCAACAUCUGUGGGUGCAAGUGUAAGAACAAGUACGACUUUGCUUGCCACUUUGCAAGAGGCCAACACAGUCAGCACUGACUGAGGAGCUGCUGCUGGGUAGUUUUUUAAUGUAUUACAGUAUAUUUUUCAUACUUGCUGGAGGAAAGCUUGCACAUUCCCCUGAGGAGCCUUUCACAUCCACCACUUCGACAUAGGAAAUGAAUUUAUGUUGUGGUAAAACUUGCCAGGGAAUUUUUAUCUGAGGUGUGGUUGCUCUUUUAUGUGUAGCCUUGCAAAGAAGCCGAGAGCCUGGUCUGAGGGUUGGAAAACCUUCAGCUGCUCUGGCUGCUUGAUCUAAGAUGCUUGCUCUUAAUCCCAGCACACCUUCUGCAACUGCAGAGGCAGAGCUUGUGUCCUGAAACACAGGGUGCAAUUAUCAGACUGUUUACUGGGCAAGACAAAGCAUAUUCACCAUAAAGUAGGAAAGGUUAAUGCAAAGGUUGAGCGUGGAGGCAUGCUUAUCCCUACAGACCUAGCUGGAAAAACUGGAAAACCAAACACAAGCAGCUUUGAUUUACCAAUUCCAUUUGCUGUAAACCUUGCUGUUCCCUGCUGAAGGUUAAUGAGAUGGUUUUGCUUGGGAUAGUCUGAGCUGUUCUUGCUAGGGCUUGAACACCAAGUUGCUGUUUCUAGAGCUCACCCCAGAACUAGAAGGUAACAGGUGACAGUGAAUGAAACUUGGGUGGGAGAAGAGUUAAGAGCUUUGCCAUUCACUACUUACAUGUGACACAACUUAAACCACACUUAUCGACCUGUCACAGCUCACUCUUGCUAAGAGGAGGGCACAGUAGAGAGCUUGUAGAACUAAUAGACAUUCUGUGAGAGUUUUACCUGCCUUUAACUUGUCCAGCUGUUUGAAAUUUGCACAGUUAGGCUUCUUUCUUCUGGCAGAAGUUCUAGCAGGGACAAACAGGUGGCUUACAAAUGCACUGUCAGUUCAGUUUCCUCUGGGGCCAAGCCACAGCUGACAGGCUGCACGUUGUGUGAUCCGGCGCAUCGUCAGCUUCAGCCCUCUUUGACAGCUGCUUCGCCUUGCCCCCUCCCCCAGAUUCCUUGUCCUUUGGGUGUGCUAGAAAUAAGGGGCAGGGCACCUGGGCUGUCUGAGCUGUGGGGGGCUGGCAGAGGGGUACCGGCGUGGGCAGUUGCAGGUAGCAGACGGUGACUGAAGAUGUACACAGAGUCCCUUGCGCUUGUCUGCUCUUUUGAUGCUGCUCAGCUGGCUUCAGAAGCACCUAGGCUGAGGGACAGGCACUUUAACAGGAACCUCAAUAAAACACCCCAGCAAAAUGAAUAAAGGCUCUUGAUGUGCUCCAUAGGAACUGGUAAUGUGAAGAGCUGCUGCUUUGCCUGUACUUGGACAUGCACUUUUGCCUCGGUUUGGCUUACUCUAGACAAAUUCAAGCUUCCCUUAGGUACUCCCCUUUUACUACCAGCAAAAUGCAACAGCAGAUGGAUUUGUUAAAAGCAGGAAGAUUUGGUCCAUGCUCUGCCAGUCAAAGGCUGGAAUCUAAACAGCAAACGUUUGGCUUACUCAGAUUUCUGUGGUUGUGGGAAGAUCAGAGUGACUGCAGUGUGAGGUCAAGGCAGGGUGGAAACACCCUGCUGAGAAGUGUAGCUUUAGAGGGAGCCUGAAUGAUUUGGAAAUUUGGGAGCCAAGUGUGUUUCUUCUGCUCUGGCUUCUAGCUGCUGUUGGAUUUUCCCCUGCUUCUCUGGGCAGCAUGAUAGAUGUCCCUGCUUACUGUGGGAGGGCUUGUCCUGGAUGACCCUUAAAGGUCCUUUCCUACCCAGUGCGCUCUCUGAUUUAUGAAGCAACCAGCUGAAGAAACUGCAUUUCUGGCUGCACACAGCCUUGUAGUAAUGAGAACAGAGAUGUGCCACUGGAGCAUUUCUAGUCUGGUGAAGGUGAAUGAUAACAAUCCCUCCUAGCAACAGGUUUGGGCCCAGGCCUUGUUCCAAAUCCAUUGCAGUGGGUUUGUAAACCAGAAUGCAAUUCCCACUCUUCACCAUGCCCUUUAGAACUCCAGAACAGCUCCUUGUUGCUUUAUACUUUUAUUUUAUAAGCAAACCCCUGCAACUCUGUGUGUAUCCAGAGCCCUUUAUUUUAGGACUGGAAGUUGACCGAAGUGGAACCCAGCAGGAAGUUACUGCUCCUCUGCAGGGUUUGCCACAUGACUCUUCUAACCCCAGAUGAGUACAGCAAGGGGAGCUCUCUCUUGAGCCUCUGUUGACACAUUCUAAAACCUGACUUUGGCCAAAACACAGCGUUGAACAGCAGGAGCCACUGCUGAAGGCUGUGACCAUUACUAAGUCGUAGAGGUCUCUUGCCUUGCCUCUUGAUAGAGGACCCCAACUUCUAUUCUGAGCCUCUGUUGACUGCAAGGAAACUUUUGAGCUGGUUGCUCCAGGGAUCACCUUGCAGUGCUGUAUGGUACAGUCACACAGCCAGGUUCUCCUUGGCCUCUGGUCCCAACCUUUCUCUCUCUUGGUACCAGUAGGGAGAUCAGUGUGAAGCUGGAGAUGUUGUCCUUCCAUUUCUGCAGACUUCACUGUCAGUGCCUGUAAACGUUACAGACUGUGCCAGCUCAUGGGCUGGCAGUUCAGAACAACAGCCUCUGAACCACUGUGCCCCUGAGUGAAGCUUUAGGUAGGAGAAGAGUUAGGUCACUACUGGAGGUAGCAAGAGGAAGCCUGCAUGAUCUUACUGGACAGGGGCCCUCAGCUAGGGGGGGAAUCCUCUGUUGCUGGGGAGGGAAUGUUCUUAAUGGUAGAACUCUGUGAAAAAAAUCAUCUACCCCCAACUUGUGCAGAGUGUUGUUUAGAACUGUUUUAGGCCUGCUGACAGGGAGUUGUCUCUCCUUCCAAGCACCCAGGGAAGAGAAAACUCGAUGUCUAUCAAGUGCUGAGCAGUGCUCAAGAGAUCUUCCCCUCUUUUCUUGAGCCAGCUCACGUUUGCUGGGGUAGUUCUUAGGUAGCAGCAGGCUUUGGUGUCCAUCCCUUGGUUCUGCAGGCAGACUGUGAAGUGGGUCCCUGCUGACAGCCCAGCACUACCCUGAGGGUCACUCUCUGGACAAGGAUCCUUCAUUUUUCACCUAGAGGCUGUGUGUUCAGUUGUGCCAAGGAGUGCCCUGAGCCUGCUCUGGUUUUAUGCCUGCUGAGCAGGUUUGCAGGUGUAUUUCCAGGGUAGCUUUGCACCCUCUGCUACACAACAGUCACUGGCACAUGGAAACCACCGGCAGUGCUGCCAGAUUGGCUCAGAUGCUGAUGGUGCCCUUGCACAAGCAGGCCUUGGAGUCCAGCAGGGCCACUUGGCAGGGUGGAGCCCUCAGCCAGGAGGACUUUUCCAGGUGCUACACUGCACUAACUCCUGUGUUCUGGAACCCUCUAGGCCUCUGCAUGUUGAGACAGUGAUGAGCAUUCUCACUUGCAUUAACAGGAGAGCUUGGGAGUGAGCUGAACUUCCUCCCUACUUCACUCUGCUGGCUUCUGUAGUUGCAGAACAUGAACUUGGUGAGGGUUUUGGUUUUCUUGCUCUGGAUGGUCUGAUAGGUGUGUUGGCAUUUUUGACUCCUAAUCCAGACUGGCUGAGGCUGAGUAGUGCAGUGGACAGAAGAUGACAGCAGAUGCCCUGGGUUCAUUCUUAACCUCACUGUGAUGCAGCUAGUAAGGAGGCAGUGUCUCACAGACACAAGUUGAGAUGGAGAAGAGUUGGACAGAAGCCAUUGGCAUUUCCAGAUGAACUCAAGUGCUGGAGGACACCUUCCAGCAGUGUUUCCUAGCAAAAGGGCCUGUCUCUGUUUUGUCUGGGGAGGGAGGUUUGCUCCUCUGUGUUCUGGUUCUUCCUGACCAAGGCAAUGUAAUUCGGAGUCUCCCCUGGCAAGUUUUCUCCUGAUUUUAAGCUUCUUUGAAGACCUACAGCAAAUGGAUGUCCUGCUGCAGGAAAUCUAUCCCUGCUGAAGCGUUUUCCUUUGAGCAGUCUUGGUGUGUGUGCUUCAGAGUUCCUGCUUUGGUCAUCCUCUGUAUUCCAGUGUAAAGAGCAUAUUUUGUACACAAAGCCUGGAACCUGUUAGAGCUGUACAAGGACUUUAACCUGUAGUGACUGUUCUCAGCUGGCAGGUGAACUCUGGCAGAACUCGACUCUCUCCAGUGCAGUCCAUGUUGUGAAGCUUUGCUUUUGUAAGACAUGAAUAAAGUAACACUUUCUAACGAA